ACACGUAAAUUAUCAUACUGAAAUAAUCCUCUUUCGCGUAAUCUUUGUUGGCAUUCGAGACAAAUUAUAUGUAUUCUUUGCUGGGCAAACGAACCGCCCAAGUACUGGGGCAAUCAUUAAGAUACAGAAAUAUUCGUACGAUGGCCACCAGAACUCCAGCCCGUAUAGCGGUUGCGCAAAUGCGCUCCACAAACGACAAGCAACACAACUUCGCACAGAUCCAAACCAUCACGGAAAGGGCCAAGACAAAAGAUGUUCAGUUCAUCUUCUUCCCAGAGUGUUGCGAUUUCGUUGGGACACAUCGGGAAGAAACGUUGAAACUGUCCGAACCACUGACUGGCCCAACCGUGGAACAGUACCGGAAGCUGGCUAGAGAGCAAAAUGUUUGGCUUUCGUUCGGAGGAAUUCACGAGAGCAUUGUCGAGGAGACGACUUCCGGUCAGCAGGUGAACAAAAUCUACAACACACACAUACUGAUCAAUAAUUUCGGAGAGCUGGUGGCAAGCUAUCGGAAAUUGCACAUGUUUAAUGUGGUGACGCACGAAUUUAAAUUUCGGGAAUCGGAAACAGUUCGUUCUGGACCGGCAUUGGUCCCACCGGUCGACACUCCAAUCGGACGGAUCGGACUACAGAUCUGCUACGAUAUGCGGUUUGCAGAGGCCAGUACUAUCUUAAGGAAACAAGGGGCAGAAAUUCUCACCUAUCCGUCCGCGUUUGCUGUGUCGACGGGUCGUGCUCACUGGGAAGUUUUGCUUCGAGCUAGAGCAAUCGAAAAUCAAUGCUUUGUAAUUGCCGCUGCACAAAUUGGGUUCCACAAUAAGAAGCGCGAGAGCUAUGGCCAUGCGCUAGUCGUCAACCCCUGGGGAACCAUCCUGGGUGAAGCUAGCAAUCAGGACCUGGACGUCGUUGUCGCUGAGUUAGACUUUGGCAAGCUGGAAAGCGUACGAGCCAACAUGCCUUGCUUCGAACACCGGAGGGACGAUGUUUACAGCUUGUCUACACGUGCCGGCCUGCCUUACACUAGCAGUACAAUUAGCGCCGAGAAGUACACGUUUGGAGGCAUACCCAUUCAGCCGGAAACUAUUUUCUACGUUUCUGAGCAUUGCUUCGCUUUCACCAACAUCCGCUGCGUUGUACCAGGGCAUGUUCUCGUGUCAACCAAACGUCCUGCGGCUCGUCUACCGGAUCUAAACCCGGCGGAAAUAUCCGACUUCUUCCAGACUGUGUGCAAGGUACAGAAGGUAGCAGAACGGCUGUACGACGCCACUUCAUCCACCGUGACGGUGCAGGAUGGGCCAGAUGCAGGCCAGACUGUUUUCCAUGUACAUUUUCAUGUAAUGCCACGCCAUGUGGGUGAUUUCCCAGAGAAUGAUCAAAUCUAUGGUGAGUUGAACCGUCACGACAAGGAACCGGAACGGCCUCGGCGGUCGAUAGCAGAAAUGGCUGCAGAAGCAGCACGGUUUCGUGAAGCAAUGUCCAGGAUGGGAUUAUGA
Anopheles maculipalpis is the source of this 1493-nucleotide messenger RNA. It is a transcript of the gene NitFhit, whose product is annotated as nitrilase and fragile histidine triad fusion protein NitFhit. Gene Ontology annotation, biological process: nucleobase-containing compound metabolic process. NCBI's taxonomy places the organism in Eukaryota, Metazoa, Arthropoda, Insecta, Diptera, Culicidae. The transcript has 4 exons. Gene Ontology annotation, molecular function: bis(5'-adenosyl)-triphosphatase activity; hydrolase activity, acting on carbon-nitrogen (but not peptide) bonds, in linear amides. The record is from RefSeq and is a predicted model, not a curated record. The coding region runs from base 69 to 1493 and encodes 474 amino acids.